AUCGCUCUGCAACGAAGAGCGCGCGUGCAAAUGAACAUCGGGGCACCAGCGGUCAAGACGAGACGGCGCGCGAAGCAGUGACACUUAUACAAAUCUUUUGCAGAUUUGUCUUUUAAUAGUACCAGAAAUAUAAAGUGUAACACAAUGUUAAUGCACGGAGGACAAUGAGCAUACCUGCGGACAUCGGACAAAGGACGGUGAUUCGUUAAGAGAGGAAAGGACAAGGGCGCACGGCGAUCACCAAGUUCUCUCAAGUGAUAUCAUUCGGCUCGAUUCGUAAAGAAAUGGAGAAUUUAUAUUUUUAAUAAUUUAUUAACUGGUUCCUCCCAUAUAUUACAAAUACCAGCACGAUACUAUAUUGAAGACUAAAUCGAUGUAUUCAGCUUCAAAGAACAGUUAUUUUUCGCUUAAGAAACUCUGGAGAAAUUGACUUUGAACGGGCAUACCUAAAAUAUUAUCUAUUAGUUCAGAAAAUGCUGAAAUUUCACAAUUCCGACCUACGGAUUGCUUGGCUGUUGUUCUUUUGCAUGGAAGUGUAUGUGCUCUCACUGGAGGUGACUGUGAGCCAGAGCAGUGUGCAGGUUGCAAGAGGACAGGCGGCCAUCUUGCCCUGCACAUUCACCACAAGUGCGGCCCUCAACAACCUCUAUAUCAUCUGGAUGGUCACACCACUGGCCAAUGCUAACCAGCCAGAGCAGGUGAUCAUCUACCAGGGGGGUCAGGUGUUCAGUUUAGCCAAUCACAUGGCAGGCCGUGUGGGCUUCGUGGCCACCAUGCCCAGCACAAGUGCCUCCAUCUUCAUCAACCACACCCAACUCUCUGACACAGGCACCUACCAGUGCCUUGUCAACAACCUGCCUGACAGAGGAGGUCGCAAUAUCGGUGUGAUUGGGCUGACAGUGCUCGUCCCUCCUUCUGUACCAGUAUGUCGUAUCCAGGGCUCUCUGGACGUGGGCAGUGACGUGAUGCUGCUCUGUGGCUCUGAUGAGGGCAUCCCCACCCCCACCUACUCAUGGGAGAAGCUCAAUUCUGUGCCCCGGCUUCCCCACACUGCCACGCAAGACCAGACGCAGGGCACAACGUUGCUAAGGAACAUCAGCGUGGGCACCUCCGGCCUUUACCAGUGCACAGCAGCCAAUGUCAUCGGCAGGAGCACGUGCCUGCUCAACCUUCAAGUGGUGGCGCCUCAGCCCCAGAGUGUAGGCCUCAUCGCAGGAACCGUUGCCACCGCUGUUCUUGCUGUCGUGAUCUGCUCACUGCUGGUGGUUGUCAGCCUCUUCUACUGGAGGAACAAAAACAAAUAUGAUGAGGAUGAAAUCCCUAAUGAGAUCAGAGAGGAUGACCUUCCUCCGAAGAGGUCUUCUUCAGUGAAGGCAUUCCAUGCAGAUGCUUCAUCCUCAGAAAAUGACACACUAACGUCCACAAACACGUACAACAGCCGCUACUGGCACAACCCCAAAGCUAACUACGAUACAAACUCCUACACCCGCUACAAUGGUGACACACUGCAAACCUUCACUGUCGGGGGUGGUAACAGCAGUGGGGGCGGAACUGCCACUGGGACUGCCCCCAUCCACACCGCCUACACCAAUGGCAGUCAUACCUUGCCACCGCCCAAAACUCUAGUUGUCACUACUAACUCCGCCCCCUCGCCACCUGCCAUAACACGCAGCAACGGCUCCCUGAGUCUGCGGCCACCCGUUUCCACGACACCAGGGCCAGCCCACGGGCCACAUGUGCACACACACUCGUACGCAGUGAGCCAGGCGGCGCUGGAGCGCAUGGGUGCCGUACCUGUCAUGGUGCCCGCCCAGAGCCGCGCCGGCUCACUUGUCUGACACAAACACAAACAAACAAAACAGACUUGAGUUUUAUGAGAGUUCAUCUAAUGCCAACUGACCGGUCAACAUGUGAACAGCAAUCUAGUGUGUAUUUCCUGAUUCCGCUGUAUGUAUGUUUUGGCAAUAAGUAAGGCUCUCUCAGAGGUCCAAAGACAACCAUCAAUGACCUGAAGCACAGGUCUGUGGAGGACACACAAAACGUCUCCUCAAUCAACAAAUCUUCUGGACCAGCCCGUGCAUCUGGAUGCACUGGAUCUGGACCACAAGGAUUUUCUGCCCAGCUUCAUACACUCCGUCACAAGAGCUGCUCAAGUCAAGUCAAACAACUUUUGCAGAAAGAGAAAAAACCCUGCUAACAACCUCCAGAUCAAAAAUGGAAUCACUGAACUUAUUGCACAUAACUUAAAUUAUAGUGGCUGGUGGGCUGACCUAUGAGAUCCCAUGGAAAAGGAUGCCAUAGCAUAGAAGCUUGAAAAAAUGUAAACCACUACUAAGAUGGACCAUCUGACAUGUUUCUGAUGCAGUUUUGCUUGGUAACCACAUUGUUAAGAAAUAAUUUGCACUGGAGCUAUAAUUUCCCCCAUAUUCUUGAUUUUUCAUUAAUUAUUCUCAUUUGAGUUAAUUUAAAGUAAAUCUUAUUGAGUACUGUUUCACAGACCUUACAUAUAACAUAGCCAUAGCCUACCUCUAAAAACAACUUCAAAUAAAAUAGUAUAUGCAUAAUGUUAGAUCUUUUACAUAAUUAUUUUUUUCUUGACAUGGCAGACUAUAAAUAUAUCCCAAAUCUUCAAAAAUUAAAACAAAAGGACUAAUGUCAUAACAUAAAAUAACAUUUAUUAAACAAAAUCCAGUUCUGUUAGGUGCUACAUUGUCAAAAAGAGGCAUAUUGUCCUGUAUGACAAGGUUAUAAUAGAUGUUUGAAAAUAUUAACAAUUAUUGAUUUUAAUUAUUUGUUUUUCUUUGAUAUGUUAAUGUAAAUAUUGUAAGUAAUUGUAGUAUAAAAAGAAAUUAAAACACACUUUUGCCCAAAACAUAUCUUUGUGGAGUUCAAUUAAGCAAAGUUUAAUUUGGGGGUAUGUGUGGAAAUUGCUGAAUUCAAUUUGAACCUUAAAUUGCAUAAACUGUGUUUUUAUCUGCAGGUACCUAAUACCGAACUGUCUUAUUGAUACUACGUUGUACUAGUUGAAAUAUAUUGUGCCUUAUUAUGAUCUGGGGUAGUGAAUUAACAGUCAGGUUCAACUUGUUAUCUGCACUUUCAGAUUAAAUGAGAACGUUCAUCUCUA
Molecule: messenger RNA, 3124 nt
Organism: Electrophorus electricus (electric eel)
Lineage: Eukaryota; Metazoa; Chordata; Actinopteri; Gymnotiformes; Gymnotidae
Gene: igsf11
Product: immunoglobulin superfamily member 11
Cellular component (GO): cell-cell junction
Source: RefSeq, a predicted model, not a curated record